This is a messenger RNA of Pyrus x bretschneideri (Chinese white pear), 937 nucleotides long. RefSeq lists its product as uncharacterized. The record is from RefSeq and is a predicted model, not a curated record. The transcript is spliced from 2 exons. Lineage: Eukaryota; Viridiplantae; Streptophyta; Magnoliopsida; Rosales; Rosaceae. The coding region runs from base 175 to 603 and encodes 142 amino acids.
AUCGCAGGCUGUCCACUUUACCUAAAGCACACUGCAUCAAGAGUUUUAUAAACAUGGAAGCAGAAGAUGCCCUAAUUUUAAAGCAAUCCUUCCUUCCUUCCCCUCAACUUUUCUUCACCCACAAGCUUCUUCUUACAUCACUCUCCACACCUUUUUAUGAAAAUAAAAUAAAUCAUGCAGUAUAAAGCCGGCAGCGCAACAGGAACCAGCUUCCCUCAAACAAAUCCCAUGGCUGCAGCAACAGCUCCGAUCGCUAUAGGCACGCGAGGCACGGUUGGAUCGCUUGUCCUGAAGGAGAUCGAGUACUUCAGCAAGAUUGAGCUCGACCGGCGUGGUAGCUCAAGCUCAAUGAAGCCUCUGGGACAGAUACUCGGCUUGACUUCUGGCGGUAGUGGUAGUCAUUGUGGCAAGUCUGGUUUCCGGCUAUUGUUAAUGGCAUGGAGGAGGAGGAAGAGGAGAGGCGGCAGCGGCAGUGGCAGCGGCAGAGGGUUCUUGUCAAGUAUGUGUUUUGCUGCAGAAGUUGCGGAAACCAAUCGGCGAAAUGGGGUUCCCGGGUUUAGUUACAAGAUCCUCAAGGAUGACAUGAACAACUUGAGCAUUUAACUUAAGGACUAUUCGGAGUGAGUUCCUUUGUUUGGACCGGACAUUUGGAUCACGUUGCUAUUCCCAGAUAUAGGGAAGAAGUUUGUUGCUCGGUAUCUGAUCAAACUGGAUCGUCAGUUGCUAUAGAACCCAUCACUAAAAUACCCCUAAAGAGAGAGAGAGAGGGCUAAUUAGCGAAGUGGAAAAGGUUUUCAUGGAUGGCAAUGCAGAAUGUGACGAUAUCCUUAGCCAAUCAAUCAUUGUUGUGUGAGGAAAUUUAAAAUGUAUGAUAGUGCGUGAUUGCCAAAUUGUUAUACUUUGCAAGGAAAAUUAUAAAUAAAAGAUCCCCUUCUUC